AUGGAGCAUCAAGAUAGCCAUAAGGAAUUCACGUCUUCUUCUACCAUAUCAUUCGUCGAAUCUAGCACAGAAGAGAAGGGAGGAAGAACUAGAAGAAAAUCCUUCUUCAGAAGAAACGGUCUUCUGAAGGUGAAUCACAGUUCUAGUGAUGCAGACAUAUCAGCGAUUGAAUAUGAACGUCAACAAUUAUGUAGCGAGGUUGACUGUCCAGGCGACACGCGUACUAAGGUAUCGUCAUGA
Molecule: messenger RNA, 240 nt
Organism: Spodoptera exigua (beet armyworm)
Lineage: Eukaryota; Metazoa; Arthropoda; Insecta; Lepidoptera; Noctuidae
Source: the annotation of a GenBank genome assembly